Molecule: messenger RNA, 2722 nt
Organism: Toxorhynchites rutilus septentrionalis
Lineage: Eukaryota; Metazoa; Arthropoda; Insecta; Diptera; Culicidae
Gene: Vps51
Product: vacuolar protein sorting-associated protein 51 homolog
Exons: 4
Coding region: 122-2341 (739 amino acids)
Biological process (GO): Golgi organization; Golgi vesicle transport; endocytic recycling
Cellular component (GO): EARP complex; membrane; GARP complex
Source: RefSeq, a predicted model, not a curated record
AAUCAAACAGCUGAUUUUGACAUCGAAUGCGUCAUCUACUUUUUUAGCAAAAUAAAUUGUAUUCAGGUUUGAAAUUUUCACUUCAUCUAAUGAGAAAUUGUACAAUUUUAAGAUAUUGAACAUGGGAGAUAAAACAGGAAACCCGUACGACAUGGACAGUGCAGGUUUUGAUCCGGACCGUUAUCUACAGAAAUUGUUGAAGGAAUGUUCGCUUAAACAAAUUAUGGAUACCGAGACGGUUAUCGUCCGUCAAACACAAACAUUACAUAGCGAUAUGCAAACGCUGGUUUACGAAAACUAUAACAAAUUUAUUUCGGCUACCGACACAAUCCGGAAAAUGAAGACUGAUUUCAAAAGUAUGGAGACUGAAAUGAAUUUACUGGUGUCAAAUAUGGCCACGAUUACCGAAUUCAGCGAAAAAAUAACAGAUACACUGCAAGAAACGAGAAGUCAGCUGACGAGGCUUUCUGGCAAACAUCAGCUAUUGAAGAAACUUCAAUUUUUGUCCUCUCUUCCGGCUAAGCUUAAAACAUUAAUAGAAGAGGGAAACUAUCACCAAGCAGUACAGGACUAUGCCCAUGCACAAACAGUGUUACAGCAGUACGGUAAUCAACCGUCAUUCCAGGGGAUCCAGAAAGAUUGCAUCAAAAUUCUGGGCGACUUAAAAAUGCUGCUUAAGCAAGAAUUCCAGAAGACAGGGAGAAGUGCACAAUCAUUGACCGAAAUUGGUGAAUUAUUACUACAGCUUGAUGAGAAGCCGUCAGAUUUGGCAAAAGAGAUGCUGGAACAUGCCACCAAAAGGCUACAUGAGCAGAUAGUGAUGCUUCAAGAUCAAACUGACCGUGAUAUGAUCGAGUUUAUCGAUUUAGGAAUCGAAGGUUUCCUAAAUGAUCUGACACUGGUUAUAAGUUCGUACAACGACAUGUUUUUGACAAAGCAUAUUGAACAGGAAGCCGAUGAUUUUGAGGAGACCGCGAGGAUUGAUUUGAAUAAUUUUGUUAAUAGAAAUAUUGACGAAUAUUUAUCGUUGGUUCAAGACCGUGCCGAGGUUGAAAUAGGCCAUGGGGAUUCGCAAAUAAUUUUGCGAGGGCUGGACCGUCUUCACCGACGUUUGACCGCGAUGAAAUCCCUGUGUCGCGCUGUGGAUAUGAGCAAGUCCGGCAUUGACAUAAUCAUUAAUGCCGCCUACCAUCUUUGUAAAGCCCAUAUGAAAUCUCUUAAAGAUCACUUUUCUGAUAAUUUGAGCUCCAUUAGACUGGCGUUGGUUUCUGUUAAAUCAGAUACUUCUUCCUCCUCGUCCAAUUCUCCUCUAGCUGGUUUGAAAGACCUGAUUUCUAAUCUAUACGUUUCAACGAUGGAGAAAGUGAAGGGACUGUUACAAGAUUUGCUGAUUUUUCUACAGUCCGAUUGGUCGUUUAAUCUCAAAACGGACGCCAAAGGAGCAGCUUGUAUUGAGGGAAUCCGAGAGAAUUUGUUGGUUGGGUUUUUGCGACACAUAUCCAACACCAUGAAUGGAUUUGGUAAUAACAAUUCCUCUAGUCCCACUCUGCUGCUUAUUCUUUCUAAAAUGUGUUUGGAAAUGGACAAGAAAGGAGUUCAUGUUCUGAUUUCGCUAGCAGAUGAACUGUAUGACAUUGAUUCGGAGAAUAGCACCACUCUGGUUCAUGAAACCGAGCUUUGCUCGGAAAUGCGCGAUUCAGCACAAAAUCUUCUGGAUUCAUACGUUCGUCUCCAAGGGCUGAACCUAUCUCAAAUGCUGCGUAAAAGCGUCGAAACUCGGGACUGGCUGAAUUGUUUAGAGCCACGAUCAGUUCGGGCAGUAAUGAAGCGCGUAGUGGAAGAACUUUCAGUGAUCGAUAGUGUUCUCGGAGAGUUGUACGACAGUAACGAUUUGCGGACAGCAGCGAGCAGUGAUUCCAGUCGGAAAACCCAUUUCAGCAUGACAACUUCGAAGCAGUCUCAGUAUCGUUCGACCUGGUCCACAUAUACUCCAUCCCAGAUGGACAGCAGUUUCGUUUCGAAUAUACACCGACUGUUUUCGGAGAAAAUCGAGAUUUUCAGCUCGGUGGAAUUUUCGAAAGUUUCAAUCAUAACAGGCAUCAUCAAGAUAUGCUUGAAGACGCUGCUGGAAUGCGUUCGUUUGCGGACCUUCAGCAAGUAUGGUCUGCAGCAGAUUCAGGUCGAUGCACAUUAUUUGCAAAUGAAUUUAUGGCGGUUUGUCUCGGAUGAGAAUCUGAUACAUGUCCUGUUGGAUGAGAUACUGGGGUCGGCAGUAUUGCGGUGUUUGGAACCAAUUUUAAUGGAACCGAAUGCGGUGGAAAUAAUUUGUGAACGAAAUUAGACGUACAUUCCAUCUUUAUUGAGGUACUUAUAUGGUGAAUAGUGAUAAUGUUUACACCCUGAUAUUGUUUUAUCGACAUGGUCAUAUUAGGCAGUAUUUAACUUAAUGCUGUUUGGAACAUUCGGAUAUAGGUAUAGAAAACUUCUUGUAUUCAGGCUGUAAUCUUGCGAUAUAAUUUGCAUUCGGAAAACCACAAUUCUCUCUCUAACAGGGAAGUUGGAUUUCAGAGGAAUCUCUAGUAAAUGAAUUAUUCGUCACUAUUUAUUCGCCGCACGGAAUAGAGCGGAAUAAUUAGUUGAUGUUCUUUGAAUAAGUCUAUAUCGAUAAAAAAAAUAUGAUUGUGGGAACCCGUAUAACAGUAUAACACGAGUAAUAUAUGCA